Messenger RNA from Menidia menidia (Atlantic silverside), 3895 nucleotides. Lineage: Eukaryota; Metazoa; Chordata; Actinopteri; Atheriniformes; Atherinopsidae. The record is from the annotation of a GenBank genome assembly.
GCUGACACCCGGAAACGUAAAAACAAAUGUAACAUGUUUAACUGAAGUUAGCGUCCUUUUUGCCAAGUUAGUGUUGUUUAAUAACUUAUCAAUCAUAUUGAGUUUACUUCUGUUGUGUGUAUCAAACUAAAGAUGAGUGAAGGUGAUAAAGAAAAGAGCGCUGCAGCCCUGAGAGAGGAGGGGAACAGUCUUUUCAAAGCAGGAGACAUGCAGGGCGCUGUAUGUUGUUACACCAAAGCAUUGAAACUAUCUGACAGCCAGACAGACAGUGGUGUGCUGUACCGAAACCGCUCUGCCUGCUACCUUAAACUGGAGGACUACAGCAAAGCGGAGGCUGAUGCCUCCAAAGCCCUCGAUACUGACCCAGGUGACGUGAAAGCAAGGUUUCGGAGGGCUCAGGCUUUUCAGAAACUUGGCCGGCUUGACCAGGCCUUUCUUGAUGCUCAGAGAUGUGCCCAGCUGGAGACCAAAAACAGAGCUUUCCAGGAUCUACUCAGGCAACUUGGAGCACAGAUUCAGCAAAAAUCUGCUCAGCUGAGCUCCACCGACGCUCGUGUACAGCAAAUGUUCUCCCUCCUCUUAGAUGCUUCAGAGACAGACACGGCACGACAGAAGGCAGCACAGAAUCUGGUGGUUUUAUCUCGAGAUGAAGCAGGAGCUGAACAGAUCUUCCGCAACGAUGGAGUGAAGCUUAUUCAGAAGCUUAUCCAGACGAAGCAAGAGGAUAUCGUCCUUUCUGCUCUCAGGACCUUAGUGGGGUUGUGCACAGGACAUCAGUCAAGAACCAUGGCUAUAGUGAAUGAGCUGGGAAUGGACCAGCUGUGUGCUGUAAUGGGGUCCGGAGCCACCACUGUGUCUUUGGCUGCCUGCCACCUACUGCAGGUGAUGUUCGAGGCUCUUACAGAGGGCAUGAAAAGAGAGAUUAGAGGCAAGGAUGAAGCCAUACUUCCUGAGCCAUCCAAGGAGCUACGUUCAAUGUUACGGCACCUUUUGGAAAUGAUGCCUUCAUCUAAUGUGUCGGGGCCAGGCAGAGACAGCGCCAUCAACCUUCUGGUCAAACAAGUUCCCCGCAAGUCCUUAAAAAACCCUGACAACUCCCUCACAUUAUGGGUGAUCGACCAAGGGCUGAAGAAAAUCCUGCAAGUGGCCGGAACUGUUCCUGAGCUAUCAGAAGGACCUCCUCUCACAGACAACAGUCACAUGAGCUGCUCUGUGCUGCUCAGCAAACUCUAUGAUGACCUGAAAAGUGACAAAGAAAGGGAGAACUUCAACAAGCUAUGUGAAGAAUACGUUCAGGAACACUUCAGUCAGCACAGUCUCGAUGCAAAGCUGCGCGCCAUCCAGACAGUCUCGGUGCUGCUUCAAGGGCCCAGCGACGUGGGAAACAGAACUCUGGAAAUGUCAGGAAUGAUGGAUGCCGUGAUCUCUCUCUGUGCUUCUGAAGAUGUCAUUCACCAGCAGGUAGCAGUGGAGGCUCUCAUCCAUGCUGCAGGUAAAGCCAAGAGAGCCUCCUUCAUCACAGCCAAUGGCGUGGCCCUUCUGAAGGACCUCUAUAAGAAGAGCGAGAAUGACAGGAUACGUGUGAGAGCUCUUGUGGGUUUGUGUAAGCUUGGAUCGGCAGGAGGGACAGAUUUCAGCAUGAAGCAGUUUGCUGAGGGAUCCACUCUGAAGCUCGCCAAGCAGUGCAGGAAAUGGCUGUGUAAUGAGUCUCUGCCCCCAACUUCACGCCGCUGGUCUGUGGAAGGUCUCGCUUACCUCACCUUUGAUGCUGAUGUGAAGGAAGACUUGGUGGAAGACAAGAAUGCUCUCCAGGGCAUGUUUGAACUAGCAAAGUCUGAAGAUAAAACGGUGCUCUUCGCUGUGGGCUCUACAUUAGUGAACUGCACAAACAGCUAUGACGUGGAGAAGCCAGACGCACAAAUGGUGGAGCUGGCCAAGUAUGCAAAGCAGCAUGUUCCUGAGGAGCAUCCAAAGGAUGCACCUUCUUAUGUUGAGAAAAGGCUGGUCAAGCUACUGGAAGCUGGGGUUGUGUCAGCAUUGGUGUGUAUGGUCAAACAGGAGAGUCCUGCACUCACUGAGGCUUGUAAGGAGUGCAUUGCGAGGGUGUUCCUGGCAUUGGUGGAACGGCAGGAAGACAGAGGAACAGUAGUGGCCCAGGGUGGGGGGAAGGCUUUGAUCCCACUUGCAACUGAGAACACAGAUGUAGGAAAAGUCAAAGCUUCACAAGCCCUGGCAAAAAUAUCCAUCACAUCCAACCCUGAGAUGGCCUUUCCGGGAGAGAGGAUCUAUGAGGUGGUCCGACCACUUGUACACCUCUUGAGUCUGGAGUGUACGUUGCUGCAGAACUUCGAGGCACUGAUGGCUCUCACCAACUUGGCUGGCAUCAGUGAAAGACUCAGACAAAAGCUAAUCAAGGAAAAAGCUAUCCCAAAAAUCGAAGGCUACAUGUUUGAAGAGCACGACCUUGUUAGAGCAUCGGCCACAGAGUGCAUGUGUAAUUUGGUUUUAAGUACAGAGGUGCAGAAGCUUUACUUGGCCACAGGGAAUGAUCGGCUGAAACUACUUGUACUUUACAGCGGUGAAGAGGACGAAAGGCUUCGUAAAGCUGCUGCAGGGACUCUGGCCAUGCUGACUUCUGAACAACCUGAGCUCUGUGCUCGCAUCCCAGGAACUACAACCCAUUGGCUGGAGAUUUUGCAGUCCCUGCUACUCUGUGAAAUAUCUGACCUACGCCAUCGCGGAGUGGUCAUAGUUCAGAAUAUGAUGCAAGCAGAGAAAAGUUUGGCCGAGACGCUCAUGGAGAGCGAAGCUUUGGAGAUUCUUUCUGUGCUUGCAAAGGGAGGAAAUGGCACACCAGAUCAAAUUUCCAAGGUUGCCCAGAACUGUCUGGAUAAAGCAGUAGAAUAUGGCAUCAUUAGAAGCGGGGAGGGGAGGGAAAGGAGCAAAGGAACUGAGCCCUGAAAACGCAGAAGCAGUUCAUGGAUGUGCCUCUUUGAGAUGUUAUGUGUUUCAGAAAUUAUUUUUGAUUAAUGAAGUUGAAACGUGUCUUAACAAACAAGAUAAAUCGUAAACUUCGAUUUAAAAUUUCUGCAAACACAUGAACUGAUCAGCUGUAGUAAUAAAACUGCAGACAGAUCAGUAUCAUUGUGUUAAAACUGAGGAAACCUGCAUCCUGGUAUUCACACUCACAUUCAUACUUUACUGAACCACAUAUGACAGCUAGAGUAGCUACACAGGGCAACAAUAGGUCCAGAAAAUUAAAUAAAGUGUCAAAGUGGUUCCUCCUUCCUCCCCUAUCCCUAAAUACAAAUCUGAUCAGAUGAAAUUAGAGGGAACUAAGCCCAAUACACAAUGGCCCCAAUAUAAUGCCAGGGCAACAAAGACCUAUUGCGAAUGUCUCAUUACCACACACACUCCAUAUGGUCCUCAGAUGUGCUUUUCCUCACCCUGAGCACUCAGCUUUUAAUAUAUUGGUGGUCAUGAUCUUAUGGCUAUGCGUUCAAAGUGUACUAUGACAAAUAUUAUGACAUUCUUUGUGUGCUUGUAUUCUUCAUCCAAGAAUCUACAUUCCAAUGGGUAACCAAUAACUGAUCUGAACCCAUUUCUAGGCAAUGUUUGACAUUGAUUGUUGAAAUAUUUUGUCCUCUGUCCUUUUUAUUCAGAGAAAUAUAUUGUCUUUCAUUUCAACUUUAGACACUAUGUUAUUUUUGUUUCUUAAUGAUUUCCCUUUACCAGUUAAACCACAAAUUCACAACAUCAUGUUUUGAUCGUUUGUCUUUUUAGCAUCUAUUAUUGUAAACGUUAGUGUUGUUUCACUACAUUCCCAUUUUGGUAUAUGAAUGGUCUGCUGUGUUUAUCAUUUUGAUGGGAAACAGAAUAAACGUUUUUUUUUAAA